Molecule: messenger RNA, 7707 nt
Organism: Haliotis rufescens (red abalone)
Lineage: Eukaryota; Metazoa; Mollusca; Gastropoda; Lepetellida; Haliotidae
Exons: 4
Coding region: 139-948 (269 amino acids)
Source: RefSeq, a predicted model, not a curated record
UCCCACACCGUCCCAUAAUGCCUUUCCAUAAACAUGACCUACAAGUGAUAUCGCGACGGAGUAGCGGUAGUGUCGGUCGACUCGGGGGUGAUGUGAGGGAAAACAUAUGUAGCACACGUUGACUGAAGAACCAUCUGAAUGUGGGGCACCCACACAUAUGUCCCAAGAAAGAGAAUUAGUUUCGUACUCUUGGGAUCAACCUCCCUGCUUCUGAUAAAAGUUCAAACAAAGCUUCGGGCACAUGUGGCAGUGUUGAAAAGCUCCUUGCACUGUCAUUGCAUUUCAACGGCCGACUCCUUCGUCAUCCAAGAAGCUCCAUCUGAACGCAGGUGCUCUGAGAAAGGACCCGCCACUCAACAAUCUCCACCGACGUACAACGAAGCACUUAACUACCCCAAGUUUUCAUUUGAGCAUGUGACAACAUUCCCCAGUGCCGAAUCGUGUAACUGGUCACGCUCCACCGUGGAGCCUACACAGACCCCCCUUAUCAGCUCCCUGGAAGACAUCCAUGAUGAGAGUCGACCCCACGACUCGGACAAUGGAGGGACACACCGGUCCUCCGCCAUCAGCCGGGGGUCGAACAGCGGGGAGACAACCGCUGACCUUCUGUUGGAUGUCCCUUCUUCGUCCAGGACGGACUCCACCGGGCUUGAGGAAACAGGGAGCAAGACAUCAAGUGGGGAGACGAAAUCAAAACUUAAAUAUUUCUGGAAAAAUGGAAAGAUUCAGAAGAAGAGGAAUGGGAAGAAGGUGAGCCAGGAGGAUGAAGUUCGUUACUGUUGGAGGAACGGGAAGGUCAUCGCUAUACGAGGCAUUGGGGACAGUUAUUCGGAAUCAGAAGCGAAAUCCAACCCCCGAGUCGUCACCUGCUUCACCAUAUCUGUCUGGCUUGGCUUUUUCUUCUUUGUUGCCGUUGUCGUUAUCGUCCUCUUCUUCCUUCUGUCCUGAUUUGCCCGGAAGGUCCCGGACAAUGCCACUGCAAGUCAGAACAAAGUACACACGACAUCACCGUACAUUCAACGAUUCCCACAAGACACCAAAGGACGAACAUAUAUACCAUCGCCACAGUGGACAUAGGACUGUAAUAUGAUUGAAACGGGUUAUUUGCAACACAUUAUCUUCUCAGGGUUGACUCCGAAAUUAAGGUCGUGAUUGCCUGCUUGUAAUGAUAUUGUGUUACAGAUUGCCUCCAAAACAUCAUUGUGUAGCGACGUGAAUUUGUGUUCUGCGACGACGAAUGAAUCGAGAAUGACGUGCACAAGAACCUUUCAGAAACAACAUCUAAUCGAAUAACUUCAGUGCCGUGUUACUUUGAUCAUCGACGACAAGGGUCUCUCGGGACCUCUCGAGGAUCUCGCACGGAUCUAUCAAUGCAGGGUACAAUAUAUUUGAGUGACUCCAGAUUGAAAGAACAACAUUAGACUUUAGUUCAUUUCUUUGUAUGGAUUUAUUGACAAAGCAUUUCUGACUUUGGAGCAUACAGUAGUCAUAGUGUUUCAUAUGCCAUGCGAUGUGAGAUUACUUUGGACGUUGUUGGCUGUCACGACAAAUAUGAACAAAGGUUAGUUGCAGGAAUUACAACCGACGUUUCUACACCAUCACAUUGUGUGCCGUAAUUUUGUCAAGGGAUGUUAUGGAUUGAUACAAGGCCACCCGACUCCUAUAAGCGUACGGAUGCGCAGAGUGAUAUACGUUCAUCAUGUUGAACAUGUUUAAUCAGUGAUGGCGUCAUCGCUGUAAGCCUCCAUGUCAUUUUACUUUUCAGUCACACUCUUCUACAUUCCCCGAUGAAUUACAUUUCGUAAUUUUGGAGUUUUGUUUGGAAAUGUGGAUUUAAUUUGAGCCAGAAACCAGUACUAGCCCUAAAUAUGUCAGUCGAUGUGUAGGAUCUUGUGACAGCACAAGAAAUGGUGACGUUUUUUCACACUUUUGUCAUACACGAUUUUAAUAUCCGCACCCUUGAAUUCUACCAGUGAUAUUUAUGACUUGAAAUGUAUUAGUAUUAAUUGUCUCACUCUUCUACAUUUGUCACGUUUCACUUCUAAGGAACAGUCUUAUUUAUUUCACAAAUAUCUUUCAAUGGAUAGGUUAGUGUAGAGGGUUAGAACUUUUCUUGCCUUCUUCUUAAUAUCGAUAGGUAGCCUUUGUACCACUGGCAUGUAACUUCUCUAUCAGCGUGUGCACUCAUGAACUACACGUUCAUGCUUGAAUCAACAAUAUAUGCAUGGAGAUGCUUUCAUAUUGUACCGUUUCAUCCCCUUCUAAAACACUUAAUUCAAAUGGCACGUUGAUGCAGAGACAAUUACCAGCUGAUGCAAACCAUUGCGAUCUUUCGAAUUAAGUAUACUUAUAGGACAUACGAUUACAGAUGUGCAAUAUGUUGGUAUGUAAUUUCGACUGCUUUCAAGUCUCAGGUUUUGAGCAUUCAUUUCUUUUCUCUUUAAUGUCUAUCAUGAUAGGCCACUGUUUUAUUUGCUAAUAGUGAAAUAGGAUAUUUUCCCGGGAUGAAAACUAAAUUGAUUAUUCGGAUAAAAGGAUCGUCAGUAAUUGCUUCUCUGAAACUUACUCUUGCAGACUUUCAGCGAUAAGGAUGACAGAUCUUAGAGGCACUUCCGAUUUAUUCAAGACAUUUACUUCUGACAAAAACGUUUCCAAGUGAUACCAGAAAGAGCCUGUGUACUAUUUUUUAAGUACUUGCAAAAGAAUCGAAACUUAUGUAUUGCGUUUUGCUGCUGUAAUAUAACUAGUCGGAUAUAUCCAAUUCAUACAUCGAACACUAAUGCAGAAGAACGUAUGUAUUCAUGAAAUUUCUUUAAGAUUAUUUUGAUAACGGUUCACUUGUCAUUAUCGGGUAUACAUUAUUUGUAAAGUCAUUUAUUUAGACAUUUAUUACCAAAUUCCUUGUUUCAGUGAUUUCAGUUUAAUUCAUUUAGACCAUAAUUACCAAAUUCCUUGUUUAGGUGGUCCAUUCUUGUAACUUUCAUAGCUAUUUUGCCCUUUACGUCAAAUGGAAUUGGUUUCAGUGAAUAAUUAAGACUGGCAAGUCUCAUGCAUUCUCAUGCAUUGGCAAUUUAUAUUCAGUUUCAAAAACAACCAAACAAGGUGAGUUAAUAUCAAUAUUGGUUUCAGAAAUGGUAUUUACGUCUAUUACACUAUGUUGUUAUUUACUUAAUUGUUUAUUGAACUGGUACAUCUCUGACGUCAUGCGCUAUGUUUUUGUUGAUCGAUUUUACAUAUUCCUGUGCCAUGGUUACAAUGCUUAUUCUUAUACUUGUUACCAGUUGUAUUAUCUUUGCUACUGAGUUUCUUUCAGAGCAAUUUGUGAAGCAAUAUGUUGAAUAUAUAUUGUUUGUUUCUUACAAGGCGUGAUGGCCAAAUGUUAUGAAUGGCGUUUCGAUAUGUACGUUCUGUUUACUAUUGUGUCUAGUAGGAUCUCCGAAUGCCAAAAACUACUACUACUAAAACAUUUUCGCCCAACUAUGUGUAAAUGAACCACAUUCUGUUACAAAUAUCUACUAUGUCUUACGAUUCUAUUAAUCAGCUGUUGUCGAUGAUCUGAUGAAUGGCCAAUUUCAAAUAUUCUUCGUCACAGUUUUGUUCUCUUACCUGUACUGAUACUCCGAGGGGGCGACGGGGUAGCCUCGUGGUUAAAGCGUUCGCUGCUCACGCCGAAGACCCGGGUUCGUAUGAAGCCCUUUUCUGGUGUCCCUGGCCCUGAUGGUUGAGGAAUGUUGCUAAAAGCGGCGUAAAAAACAUACUCGCUCACUUAUACCCAGACGAGAACAUAAAGCAAUAACUGCUUGCGAUUUUGACGUACAUGCUAACUUGCAACACCAACUUGAUGCUUCAGGACAUCCGUCAACAUAACAGGUAUCAUAUUAUUAUAUUUGAUACCUGAUAAUGUAUGUUGUAAUACAAGAGAGCGCAGGUAGCCCCGUCGUCUGAGGUUCCGGGACUCAAUGUGCAGAGUUGCGUCCCCUUGGCGUACCAGAAACACAUAAUCAUGAGCUGGAGUUCCCGAUUCGCGCUGAUUAUGUGUCUGGGUUUAUCAGUACCCAAAGUUGUAAAUGUCUGAGACCUGCAUCACCUCUGGUUUUCCUCCCACAUGAGGCUGACAUGCCGCAAUAUUACUGGAACGCUGACGUUAAACCAAACUUACUUACUUACUCACUCACACACUACUACUACUGCUAUAUAAUUUCAGGAUGAUAGACUCCUUGAAGCUACACGUCAUUAACUCAGAUCUGAAAAGUAACAAAUGGCAUUAAUUUGAUUUGAAAUAUAUAUUUGAAACUCACUGCCAACUAACUGAUCUCUAUUUUUUCUCAACUGUGUCCAUGUCAAAUAAUGAUCGAUUUUGGUUGACUGAUUUCAGGAAAGACGACAUUUUAUUGUAAGUGUCAUAAGCAACAGCACAAUGACGAGCAGGUCCCAUCGCAACUGACUGACUUAGAUACAGUUUAAGAGCAGCAAAAGAAUGAUACCUCUCAGUUGAUGCUAUAUGUUUGAUUUUGAAUAGAAACUAUCUUAAGUUAGCGAUAUUAUAUAAAAAUAAAUGAACUGCAUUGGCGCUUAGUCAGCUCUCGAAGAAUUCAUUUCUUACCCCAGUCUUCAUUGAACCAUUUUCCACAAACUUACCAGGAAAGAGCGAUGGUUAAAUAGACAUACUCAAUUAUAACAACAUUUCUUUCAAUUUUCAAUUACAUUAAAAAAACAAACUCGGAAUACUUUCUUUUGCCCCUCAAUUUAAUUGAUGAGAAAAAUACUCGGAAACUUGUAUGUUUUUUGCAGACUGAAACAUUGAAUCUAUGAACUCAUUGACACCAAGAGAUAUCAGAAUGUUGCGUUUUUAACAUAUGUCAGUAUAUAGCCACCGUUUGGUAACUUGAAUAAACGAUAUAAUAUAUGUAAAUUUCCAUCUAUAGGAAAUGAAUGUAAACGAAUAUGCAAGGUACUAACAUGUUAGUUUCAAUUGUCAUGAUGUUGUGUUGGUUUUUCCAAGCAGGCAUCAGUACCAUGUACAUAUUUCACUUUCCCCUCACGUUUUCUCACCGCAUAAUAUUGACUACAAGGACCACGUUCACAAAGCUAUCUUAGCGUUUCGGCUAUCGAAAACUCGCUAACCUAGUGUGAAGAGUUGCAAUACUUGUAGCUGAGAUAGUUUUGUACUGGUAAACAAUCUAAGAAAAAAAGUAUGUUAGGGCUGGGGAUUCAAAAACAGAUGAACGUUUAUUGUGGUGAUGUGUCGCCAUGGUUGGAAGACGUGGUAGCCUGGAGGUUUAAAGCGUUCGUAGCGUGUCAUUCCGGAGUUUGUUCUUUUGGGUACAAAGUAUUGUGUCCAUUCUGUGAGUGCUCCACAGUGAUAAGGUUUGGCUAUUACAAAAAUACCGGCGUAAAACCGUGUUGUCACAGCGUGGAAUAACGGUAUUAGAUACUAAGUAUACCAUGUGUAUUCAUAUCGGUGGGAAUGUAAUUUUUUCUUAGCCAUGUUUACCAGAAGAACGGGUCGAUGUUUUCGUAGUAGCUCUACUGAUUGAUGUCAUGUCAUUUCAUGUGUUCUCCACUGUUUUGUGUGACUCAAGAGACGAUAUUGCAUGUACAUUUCACUCAAUAUGCAACUGACCGUGACAAGAUGUGUGUAUAUAGACAAGUCCCCUAGAGUAACUGAUAUAGUGUUUUUUCAGCACGUACCUAGAUACAACCCUAUUAAGCAAAAUUAAUCAACAACCCUGUAUGUAUUAAUCGACAUGAAAUCUUUGAUUUCAUUUACGUUCUCCGCUUUAGAACACGGUUCCUCUAUUUUAAUUUCUUGUCUGGUUUAAAACUGAAUUAUUCAGUCAAACCUAUGUACUGUUGAUUUUAUUUACUGUUAACCAUAAUAAUCUUACUGUGAUAAAUGUGUUUAUUUAUUUCUGGGACGUGUUGUUUAAUCGUUAAUCCAGGAACACCGUACCGCAUUAAGUUUAUAGAGGGAAGAUGGAAUAUAAUGUUGAUUAUAAUAAAGUAGUGUAGUCACAACAAAAUAGACAAUCUAAAAAUAAACAGCCCUCAUGUAAGGAAACUGGUUUCGGGUACUGAAGCCAUUCACUUUGUGUUAUAAAUAAACCUCUUAGUCAUAACGGGUUAUUUCUGUAUCAGGCAAAAGGUUAAAAUUUAGUGUACGAAUUGAAUGAGAGCCACUAAUGCUCCCUGAGUUACCUCCCUUAGAUGGCGAACCGUUUGUUUGAUUUUCGUUAAAGAAUAGUUUAAAUAUAACAUGCCGUGAUUUUGCAACUUUGUAAAUUCGAACUUUCAGUAAUUGUUGCAUUUUUGAUAAAGUUGUUUUCACCAUGAUUUCAAACUGUUUUGUUGUAAAUAGACAAUUAAAUGGAGCUUUUGGUAUUUCUGAAUUUCAUCACACGGAACAAACGUAUAAUCACAUCUCAUUAUCGACUCUUCAGCUCAAAGUUUACUAACUGGAAAUAAGCCUAUUCUGACCUCAACAAGAUAUUAUAUAUUCUUUAUAAUCUAGUACAAUGCACCAAUUACUUCAUCUAUAUGUACAUUUGGGCUCUUUAUUACACCCAAUAGAUCUUAGUUGCCGUUAAAUGUUAUUUGAAAAUUUUGCUUGAUCUUUUAAUCUGAGCGGAUAAAGAGAGAUCACUGCUACCGUAAUGCCGACCCCAUAAUUUAGUUAGUAGUUAUGCCGCUGCUCUGUUAUUUGUUAAACACUUUGAAAUACAAAUGCCAAAAAUAUCAAAUUAUUUCUUAAAAUCAUUAUGUCAAUCUCGAUUAUGUACAACGCCUGCACACCAGCAAAUUUCAGUGGUUGAGCAAGGUAUAUAUAUUAAUUCGUUGUCUCUAUUAAACAUACAUUAGACCUUACAUUUUCUGUUUGGUUUACGAAUCCUCCGACAAUUCACCGAAAAUUCAGAAAAUUAUAUAAUCACAAUGGCAAGGUUUUUUAAUACCGCCGACGAUAAAGAUUGAUUUGACAUUAAAAAUAAUCCAAGGUGACUAAAGCAGAUGUUGUUCCAAGUAUAAAUCGUCAUAAUUAUUUCAUCACCAACCGAUCUAAACCGAACUUUAAGAUGAGUAAAAAAUUUGGACAAUGAAUAUUUUAUUUUAUUUUCGACCUACCGACCAAAUAUUCCUCGAUCAAAAUCCGUACCCCCCAAAAUGUCGUACUUACUUGUGUUCAUAAGCUGACUUGGUUAUAUGCCCUGCCCGGAUAGAGAAAUACAGUGAAACCCCGUUUAUCCAGAACCUGUUAGUCAGGACCCCCCAACCACCACCAUGACGGUUACUAUACAUUAUACAGAGAGACAUUACACCAGUGACUUGUUACCCGGACAUGCGUCAGUCCGGAUGAUCAUUUGGGAACAUCUGGAUAAAACGGGGUUUAAUUGCAUGUGGAACCUUGCCUUGUCAGUUAUCUUUGUCAAAACCUGUUGCUCAAUAUUUCUUAUACUACUGCAGCAACAUGGGUUUCACGAAGGAAGUGGACUGCGAAAGACGCCAUUAUAGUCAUCCGUGGUAGGGGUUUCUGUUGCUGUCAGCAGGCCAUUGCUGUAGAACACGCUCCUCCAUACACGUAGACCUGACCUACCCCGUUGUUCACUUGUUUUUAUAUGAUUGAUAUACUCUGAUAUGUACGAUAGAACUGGUUGUAUAAGUACAUGAUAUUUGACUGAAUGAUUUUGAAAAUAAAGUAUUCGCCUAAUAUGA